Messenger RNA from Wasmannia auropunctata (little fire ant), 750 nucleotides. RefSeq names its product paired mesoderm homeobox protein 2-like. Gene Ontology annotation, molecular function: DNA-binding transcription factor activity, RNA polymerase II-specific; RNA polymerase II transcription regulatory region sequence-specific DNA binding. The record is from RefSeq and is a predicted model, not a curated record. NCBI's taxonomy places the organism in Eukaryota, Metazoa, Arthropoda, Insecta, Hymenoptera, Formicidae. The transcript is spliced from 3 exons. Gene Ontology annotation, biological process: regulation of transcription by RNA polymerase II. The coding region runs from base 1 to 750 and encodes 249 amino acids.
AUGUUAGCCACGACGGACGCGGAGCAGGGCGCGAACAACGGCGUGAUAGUGUCGCAGCUCGCGAAUUCGCACACCCCGCAGGACUUCACGGUCUCACGACUGCUGUCCACGCCGACGCACUCCUUGGAUUGCAGCGAGACCUCGUCUGCUGCUGGGAACAGAAGACCCAGGAGAAGCAGGACGACCUUCUCGGCGCAACAGUUGGCCGCGUUAGAGAGGGUCUUCGAGAAGACGCACUAUCCGGAUGCCUUCAUACGUGAGGAACUGGCGACCAGGGUGUCUUUGUCGGAGGCUAGAGUGCAGGUGUGGUUCCAGAACAGGCGGGCGAAGUUCCGGCGGAACGAGCGGAGCUCGGCGAUGAGCCGUGGCGUCUCCACGGGCAGGGAGAUGGAAGCCGCGCUGCCGCUGCGGCCCAUCAGGGUGUCGCAUCCUCCGCAGCAUCCGGCGGAGAGCAGCGCGGAAUCGUCGUCGCAGGGCGCAGCUGCCACCACCCAGGUGACGGCGCAGUAUUCCUACGGCGACUACUGGCGAACGACGCCGCAGCACUACGCGGUGCAGACCGCCGCGACCGCCGGCUGCCACGGCUACGCCGCGAACGGCGGCCUGGCGAACGUGGGCCUGCCGUCGUACCAUCAUCAUCAGGCCGACAUCCACCACGGCACCCUCGACGGGGCCGCCGGCCUGAACGCCCUGAGGCUACGAGCGCAUCCCUACGGCUCGACGUACCCAGCGAUGCACGCGAGUAUGUGA